Messenger RNA from Pistacia vera, 797 nucleotides. RefSeq lists its product as uncharacterized. The record is from RefSeq and is a predicted model, not a curated record. The transcript has a single exon. Bases 32 to 637 code for a protein of 201 amino acids. Lineage: Eukaryota; Viridiplantae; Streptophyta; Magnoliopsida; Sapindales; Anacardiaceae.
UCUCAACGUUCUGAUUCAUUGAUUCACAUUCAUGGCUGAAGAUCAGAGCACAAAACCAUCACUCAUGGAGUCACGACAACCGCACCCUCUUUACCAAAUCGCCGAAACUCCAACCCACAAACUCCUCCUCAAGCAAUGGCUCAAAGAAGAAGAGCUAAUUCUCAACAGAAUCUCUCUUAAAGAGACUCAAAUCGACUCAGUCCGUAAGGAAUUAACACAACUCUACAUCUUCUUCUUCCUCUUUCACUCAAUCUCCCUCAUUCUCCUCUUCAACGCCUCCAACGCUGAAAAGGGUUCCUGCAAAAGGUCAUGGAUUCCCUCCUUGUGUUUACUCCUCUGCUCUCUGGGGAUGAUCUGGGCUGUUAGAUACAAGUCUGAUGUUGAGAGCCACUUGGAGAAGCUCUUGGAGAGAGAAAAGGAGGAUGCGAAGUUGUUGGCUAAGUGUGUCGAGGAGUUGAAGAAGAAGGGUAUUGAGUUUGAUCUUUUGAAAGAAGUUGAUGCGCUGAGGAGGGCUAAGAGUUUGAGAGUUGAAGCUAAAGCUGUUAGAAAAUGGUCAGCAAGGGACUUCGUUACAAUGUUUUUCUUUAGUGUUUCUUGUGUUGUUCUUGGCUUGACUAGAGUCAUUUUGUGUAGUUAGAUUUAGGGUGUUAGCAGAUGGAUUUGGGGUUUUUUUGUCCAUUAAAUUGGGGGAGAAUUGGUUUUGGGAUGUGCCCACAAGUGCAGAAUAUUCUGUUCUGCUUUUGCAAUUUGGUAAUUUAUAUGGAUAACUAUGAAAUAAUAUAAUGAAUAUUUGUUUU